This is a messenger RNA of Spirodela intermedia, 558 nucleotides long. The record is from the annotation of a GenBank genome assembly. NCBI's taxonomy places the organism in Eukaryota, Viridiplantae, Streptophyta, Magnoliopsida, Alismatales, Araceae.
AUGGUGAACAACGCCGGGAUCAUCGACGCGUUGGUGCGGGACAUCCGCGACGUGGACCUCGCCGAGUUCAAGCGCGUGGUCGACGUCAACCUCUUCGGUGUCUUCCUCGGCAUCAAGCACGCUGCCCGUGUGAUGAUCCCGCAGGCGGGGGGGUCCAUCAUCUCCCUCGCCAGCGUUGCAGGCGUCAUCGGGGGCACCGCUUCCCACUCGUACACGGUCUCGAAGCACGCUGUUGUCGGGAUGACCAGGAGUGCCGCGGCAGAGCUCGGCAAGCACGGCAUCCGGGUGAACUGUAUCUCACCCUACGGGGUGGUCACCGAGCUCGCGAUGGGUGUUAUUGAUCCGGCGGCGAGGGACGGCAUCGAAGAUGGGGAGAGGGUGUUCAACGACUUCAUGGGAAGUCGGGCGAACCUCAAGGGGGUCACGUUGACGGCAGGCGAGGUUGCGGCGGCGACGCUCUUCUUGGCCGGCGACGACUCGCGGUACGUCAGCGGUCUCAACCUACUCGUGGACGGGGGAUUCACAUGCGUGAACCAUUCUAUGGGGAUGUUCAGAUGA